Molecule: messenger RNA, 3801 nt
Organism: Geodia barretti
Lineage: Eukaryota; Metazoa; Porifera; Demospongiae; Tetractinellida; Geodiidae
Source: the annotation of a GenBank genome assembly
ACGAGACUAGUGCUAGCUUGGGGUGGGGCCCUGAGGCAAAAAUCUUGUUGUGCUGCUCCCUCUCUCCCCCCUGGGACUCUCUGCGUUAGUAGGAGCGUUUUAUUCUCGGUUUUAUUAGUUUGAGGGGAAUGACGUCAUAGACGGAGAAGGCUAUGGAGGGCCUGAGUGCGUGCGAGUGUCCAGUUUGCUUCCUUCUCCUGAACCACACUACUCACGAGCCUAUGUCCAUGCCAUGUGGCCACACUCUCUGCAAGGUGUGUGUGGAUCAGUUGGCAGGCAGAGCCAGUAGCACGGCAACCAGAGGAGGACAGACGCAGCGGCCGACUUUCCAGUGCCCCAUCUGCCGAGUCUGGGUCAAUGGAGAUGCCGUCUCUCUCAACGUCACUCUCAGAGACCUCCUCUCUGAACUGGGGAGGAUGGAUGACAAGAGAGUGUUGCCGCUGGGAACGGCUCUGAAUGUGGUGUACUCUGAGGUCGUAGUCCAGGAAACGCUGGACAGAGGGGCCUUCGGUGAAGUCUGCCGCAGUACUUGGAGAGGAAAUGAUGUGGCAGUCAAGUUGUUCAGCACAGGGAGGCCUACACCAGAGACAAUGGAGGCGUUCCAGAGAGAGGUGUAUGUGAUGAACUGCCUCCGUCACCCAAAUGUCGUCCUGUUGCUAGGAGCCUGCCAGACUCCGCCCAAACUAGCCAUCAUCAUGGAAUACGUGGCCGGAGGCUCUCUGCAUCAGUUGGUUCAUGUUGAUAAGACAGUUCUCUCAGAGUCUCAGAUAGCGUCAUUGGCUACUGACAUCUGCAGAGGUCUUCAAUAUCUUCAUUCUAUCAAUGUCCUGCACAGGUUACUCGUGUUAAUGCCUUCGUUUUUUUUUUACACUUCAACACUUACACUACCUUUGUACAUAAAAGGGGGGUUUUGCAAAUACCGUUGCAACUUUAUAGCGUGACUGUCUCCAUUCCAUUCCAGAGAUUUGAAGAGUAAGAAUGUGUUGCUAACUGGCCCCAUUCCAUGUCAGGCAAAGCUCUGUGACUUUGGCCUCUCCAGAAUGAGGCUGGAGUCUGCCACCAUGACAGGCAACAUAGGGACGGUGCACUGGACGGCUCCGGAGGUCCUGAACAACGAGAGAUACAAAUUCUCGGCUGACGUGUAUGGCUUUGGAAUGGUCCUGUAUGAGAUGAUGUGUGGGCGUGUCCCCAUGGGUCACAUGGUUCCCAUGGCAGUCAUGAUGGCCGUUGCCGUGAGGAGAGAGAGACCAGCUGUUCCAGAUAAUGCCCACCUCACAUUCAAACAACUCUUCAGCAGCUGCACAGAGUGGGUCCCCGAGGACCGUCCCUCCCUCCCCACCAUCCUCUCCUCCCUGUCGGACCUCCUGCCACACCCCCAGACCAGGGGGGCAGGGUCACAGGGGGCGAGGCCACCACUCCAACACCAGAGCAGUCUGGGUGUUGUGUUCCUCAGUGCAACUGACUCCACCGACCUCAUGGAGCAAGACUCCUCCCUCUCUCGCCUCGCUCGGCAGAACCAGGCCACACCCACUUCAAAUGCCACACCCACUGCCUCAACAAACAUGCUCGUUACCAGGCAACAAUCUUCACCCCAUCGUCUAGACAACGAUAUAAAAAGAAACGUUUUACCUGAAAAGGAGAGGUUGCCACUCAACUGGAGCAGUGAUAACAAAGUCGCUGUCUCAAAACUGAGGAAACCUGCUAAAAAGGCAAGAGCAAAAUAUACUGGCAGAGGAAAACUAGACCUGCAGAGACAGCAGAUAUCAGAGUCAACUGUUCCAGUUGAUGAAGAGAGUGAGAGGACAUCACUCAACAUGGCCACUGCAGUCCAGCAAACUCCGCGGGCUCCUCAUCCAGAACCCAGGAAGACUGCUCUCGGGGAAGGCAAUGCUCCCUGGCCCAGACGACAGGAGAAGAAGGUCAAGAAGAGAAUCGGGGAGGACAAGGAUGUGAUGCUCGCAAGAGAGCUGCAGGCCCAGCAUGACGUCGCCCAGCUACAGGCAGACAGAGAACUUGCCGAACAACUACAGAUGAAGGAGAACUCCUUUCAGUUGCCACAGGCAACGGACCCAAAGACCACGCCCACUUCAAUAUUUCCUCCGCAGCCUCUUCUGAACUCAAUCAAGAGCAAAAUGUUCCCUCAACUGAAACACGUGGAGUCCACCCCUACCAAGGAGGCCCCGCCCACCCAGAGUUCACUGAGGAGGAAACUGAGCUCGCUGAUUCCUCGCUCUUUCUCCACGAAACCCUCUCCGCCUCCCUCUUCCUCCCCCGCAUUGUCGUCGAGCAAGGAACCAGUCAAACCAGAAUUGGUAACCACACCCCGAUCCAAGAUGGCUCCACGUGUCAGGGUGCGUGAGGAGCUCCCUAGUUACCCUAAUUACCAGAACAUCGCAGGGUUCUCUCGUUACCACGAGCACACUGCUCCACCCGUUGAGACACACACAGUUGGUGCCAUGGCAGCUGAUUCCCGUCCCCCUCCCCCUCCCCCUCCUGCUGUUCGGAGAAUACCUCUGUCGCCACAGCAACUGAUGCUGAAAGACGUUCGAGCUCGCGGUGCCGAUGUUGCUAGGAAACUGAGACCAGUCCAGACUGUUGAGAAACGGGCAUUUCGUGUUGGUCAUGUUGUUGGAGGAUACGACCAGCAGAAGUAUCUGUACACCACUCAGAACCUGAUUCAGUCUUUCAGCAAACGAUGGCUGAGACCUGUAGCCUUUGUGGAACCCCCUCCUGCCUUCCCUGUCGGCCAUGUGGUUCAGGGCAGGUGGAAGGUGAAGAGAAUGUCAUCAAGUCUCGAGAAUGCCAUGAGUCCUGCCAAUGCCAGUCCCCUCCCUCCCCCUCUCCCUCCUCUCCCCUCCUCCCCUCCUCGUCGCAGACUCCACCCAGCAAUCAGGACAGCCGUGGAGAGGUUCUCGCGGGGCAAUCUUCACCACGUGGAGACUGUCGUCAGGCAAUCACUUCCCGACAUUGAAGAGCUGUCCAGGGAGAGAAGGUCAAAGGUUAUUGAGGAGCUGUUGGAAUUUGAUCGUUCCCUACUGAUGACAGUUGACACCAUCUUUAAGAACAAACUACCUUCUGCUGAUGUGCUGGAGAUAGAGCGACGUCAGGCGGUGAACUCUGACCUCACUCAAACCCGAGACCUUGUCUUACACUCCGUCCUGACCUUUGACCCUGCAGGCUUACACCAUGUGGUGACGAAGGUCAAGAACCGUCUCCCCUCCAAAGGCACAAUAGAACUGGAAAAGAUGGAGAAUGAAGCCACACCCACUGAGUCACAUGACGACUAAUGACACAUUAGUCUAUUUUUAGCAUUGCCUAAUUUAUUAGUUGACCACCAUCAUUCUCUGUUGUAGUAUUAUUUAAGGAUUUGUUGCUAUGGUGAUAUGCUGAUUAAUUUUGUUAGGGUGUCCAUGAAUGUUUGGAACGAUGGGUAUAGGUCAUUGUCAUGUUUGCAGAGGUCAAUUGCUUUCUGUUGGGCAUCCACAGCGAGUCUGUUGUCCCCGGCAACGUGGUAUAGGAGAGCCAGCGUGUGUAGAAGUAGAGGAGUGGGUGGAGCUUGUGUUGACCUUUGUCGGAGGUCAUAUAUUGACUGGAGGAUGAACAUGGCUUCAGCCUGCAUGCCAGCGUCUAGUAGUAGGUGAGAAUGGGGUGUGGUUUUGUUGGUCAGCAGUUGAGAGAGAUGACCAUGCCAUGCCUCUAUCACCUGGUCAUGUAGGGAGGUGGCGAUGUCAGGUCGACCUUCUCUGAAGAAGACGGAUGCCAUGUGGAAGUAGCCACCGGCAGCCUGGGGAGAAUCCGUUC